AUGGACGAUACAAGCAGGGGCCAGCAACUGGGGCCCAAGGCCUUAGCGCCUUGGUUUGGGUUCCUAGUGCCUUCCCUUGCCUUGGGCAUCCCCUCCGGUGGGAAGAUGGAGGUCCCGGAGGAAGACGAACAUAAAUAUUUGUCUUCUCUCAAAAGUCCAAGCAAGAGACAGGAUUUAGACCUGCUCACCGAACCUGAAGAUAUCAAAUAUUUUCCGACACUUUGCGUAAUUGCUUCCAAAAUGGCAUAUAAGAAUAACCUGUUCAUAAAAGAUGUACUUCAGAAACAAUGGAUUAAUAUGAACCUCUUGGACGCGAAAGAUUUUUGGAAUG
This is a messenger RNA of Ilex paraguariensis (yerba mate), 331 nucleotides long. Lineage: Eukaryota; Viridiplantae; Streptophyta; Magnoliopsida; Aquifoliales; Aquifoliaceae. The record is from the annotation of a GenBank genome assembly.